This is a messenger RNA of Haliotis rufescens (red abalone), 7908 nucleotides long. Its product is annotated as synaptojanin-1-like. Gene Ontology annotation, molecular function: protein binding; phosphatidylinositol-4,5-bisphosphate 5-phosphatase activity; ATP binding. NCBI's taxonomy places the organism in Eukaryota, Metazoa, Mollusca, Gastropoda, Lepetellida, Haliotidae. The transcript is spliced from 36 exons. Gene Ontology annotation, biological process: phosphatidylinositol dephosphorylation; protein phosphorylation; synaptic vesicle endocytosis. Bases 11 to 6766 code for a protein of 2251 amino acids. The record is from RefSeq and is a predicted model, not a curated record.
GACCGGCAAGAUGGCGAUGGGGAAAGGCUACCGAAUAUUUCACAAGGUUCCACCGGACCGUGAAACUCCAUAUAGUGUUAUAAUGGAGAGCAAAUCAAAGGAUGAAAGUCUAAUGUUCGAGUCCGAUGCAGUGGUGGUCUUAUCCUCGGCGGAGAUGGACACUAUCAGGAAGCAGUAUACCAAGGUGCUUGAUGCCUACGGUUGUCUGGGGGUUCUAGGCGUCAACUUAGGCCGAGAGAAGAUCAUGUACCUGGUGAUGGUGUCGGGUUGUCUCUCUGUGGGCAAGAUUACAGAAUCAGAAGUAUUCAAGGUGACCAGUGUUCAGUUUGUGUCGUUACGCAAUGAGCCUACAGACGAGGAUAGGAUUGUGGAGCUUCGGAAACUGCUGUCAUCUGGAACAUUCUACUUCUCCUGGUCUCAGACAGGUGCGCCCUGGGACCUCAGUCUGUGUGCUCAGCGAAAACAGCAGGACACGGAGACUGACAACAGAUUCUUCUGGAACCGGAUGCUGCACGUGCACCUACAGAGAUACAGCAUAGACUGUGGUCAGUGGCUGCUGAAGAUCAUGUGUGGCGGGGUUGAGAUCCGCACCAUCUACGCCGCUCACCGCCAGGCCAAGGCGUGUCUCAUCACUCGUCUCAGCUGCGAGAGGGCAGGCACUCGCUUCAAUGUUCGGGGCACCAAUGAUGACGGACAUGUGGCCAACUUCUGUGAAACUGAACAGGUGACAUUUCUAGACGAUCAAGUGAGCUCUUUCAUCCAGACGCGAGGCUCAGUUCCGCUGUUCUGGGAACAAACAGGGAUACAGGUUGGCUCUCACAAAAUCCACAUGUCGCGUGGGUACGAGGCAUCCGCCCCAUCCUACGAUCGCCACUUGCAGAUGAUCAAGAAGCAGUAUGGAGACCAGGUCCUCGUCAAUCUGCUGGGAUGCAAGGAAGGAGAGAAGAUGCUCAGUCAGGCUUAUCAGAACCACCACAAAGCAUCUGUACACAGUCAGGACACGCCCUACUAUGAGUUUGACUACCACUCAGAAGUCCGAGGCAAUCUUAAAAACUUGGAAAAGCUCAAGAGCAGAAUAAUCAAACAUGUUCACAACUUUGAAUUUUUCGACUCCGAGAAAUCUGGAAUCAAAAGACAGCAGACGGGGACCAUCCGGACCAACUGUGUGGACUGCCUGGACCGGACUAACUCUGUACAGAGCAUGAUAGGGAUGGAGAUCCUGCCGAAGCAGAUUGAAAGUCUGGGACUAGCCAACAAGCCACAGAUGUUGUCAAGGUUCCAGGAGGUGUACAAGCAGAUCUGGGGGCUCAACGGCGACCAUGUUAGCAAGAUCUAUGCUGGAACAGGUGCACUUGGUGGUGGGAGGUCAAAGUACUCAGACGCAGCUAGAUCGGCAACUCGGACCAUACAGAACAACUUCCUCGAUAACAGUAAACAGGAAGCCAUUGAUAUCCUGUUGCUAGGCAGCUCUUUAUAUGGAGAGCUGGCAGACAAGGCCAGGUCAUUGCUGAGUCCCCGGUGUCUUCAUGCUGCCCCCAGCAUCCUGUACGGCAUGGUGCAGCGAUAUAAGGAGUACACCAAGCCCACACAACUCAGGGUCGGGGUCGGUACGUGGAACGUCAAUGGCGGCAAACACUUUCGUAGUGUGGCGUUCAAACACCAGUCUGUCAGUGACUGGCUGCUGGAUGCACACAAGAAGGCAAAACCAGGCACCUUGGAAGAUGAGUCGGUUGACUAUGAGAAGCCUGUGGACAUUUAUGCAAUAGGGUUUGAGGAAAUAGUGGACUUGAAUGCAAGCAACAUCAUGAGUGCAAGCACAGCAAAUGCCCGUGAGUGGCAAAAGGAUUUGUUGAAGACGAUCUCGCGAGACAACAAAUAUGUGCAGCUGACUCACAUUCAGUUGGUGGGCGUCGUCCUCUACGUCUUCAUCAGGCCACACCUUGCGCCAUUCAUUAGAGAUGUGGCUAUAGAGAAGGUGAAGACUGGCCUGGGGGGUGCUGCCGGGAACAAGGGUGGCGUGGCAAUACGUAUGUUGGUUCACAGCACGUCAGUGUGCUUUGUGUGUGCUCAUCUGGCAGCAGGCCAAUCUCAGGUCAAUGAGAGGAACGCUGACUAUGUGGAGAUUACGCGCAAAAUGAUGUUCCCAAUGGAUGUGUGUAUGGGCCGGACUAUCUCUAGUCACGACUACGUGUUCUGGUGCGGAGACUUCAACUACCGCAUCGACAUGGACAUAGACCAGGUGAAGGACCUGGUCCGCAGUGAGAACUGGGCAGCACUGCAGCACUAUGACCAGCUCAAUGUACAAAGGGCGGAGGGCAAGUCGUUUGCUGGAUUCAACGAGGGGAAGACCAACUUUCCACCAACCUACAAGUACGAUCUGUUCAGUGAUGACUACGACACCAGCGAGAAGUCCCGCACACCAGCGUGGACAGACCGGGUGCUGUGGAGGCGCAAACACCUCCUGCCCAGAGAACAGGAGGAAGAUGACCCCAGCUGGAGUGAGGGGAAGCUGAUACUGUAUGACCGGGCGGACCUGAAGACAUCAGAUCACAGGCCUGUGCUGGCCCUGCUGGACAUUGAUGUGCUGGCUGUUGACGAGGCUUGCAAGGAGAGAGCGAUGCACGAGGUUGUAGCUCACCAGGGACCACCAGAUGGCACUGUCAUCGUGUCACUGGCCUCAGGGGCGGAGUUUGACGAUGAUACUAUCGACCAGGUGGUCAGCACUUUCACUGAGGUGGGGGACGUCACAGUGGUCAGAUUUGUGGGCAGUGACAUGUGGGUCAUCUACAAGAGUGGUGACAGUGCUCUCGACGCCCAGGCUCUCGACCAGCAGCAGGUCAACGGGGAGACUAUCCGGGUGAGACUAUGCACUCCAGACUGGCGUAAUGUCAUCGAGAAAGAGCUGAAAAUGUGUGCCCUCAACACAACAGCUUUGUACAAUCAGUUCUCCAACAGUCUACUGGGAGACGACUUCAGCAUGCCCGCCAUGGACUAUGUCAUGGAUGAUGACGAGGGGGACCUUCUCGCUGGGGACGACGCCAUGCUGCCCGCUCCCCUGGCUCCACUGUCCAGGAACAGCAGUCCAUCAUCCUCAGGCCGCAACAGUCCAGCUGUACAGGAGGAAACACUGACUGACAUCCCUGGGGGACCCCCAGGAGGACCCCCGAGUCGACCCCCAGCAGCCCCCUCCCGCCCUGACAAACCUCCGCCACGCCCUGCAGCUGGCCCUGGUGCUGGUGUUGUGCCUCCGGGUGGGGCUGAGGGCCUCAUUGUUCCAGAGCCUGGGGCCAGACUUCGGAGCGCACCUUCGCCUGAGAUGCCCCGCAAACAGCCUCCACAGAGGCCCGGUGCCCCUCCUGCUAAGCCUCCACCCCCACAGCGUCCCCCCGGGGGGCCACCUAAAGCAUCAUCUAGUCAAGGCCCCCCAGGUUCUCCCGGGAGGAAUGUGGGGAGAGAGGCCCCCAAGAUCCGCCAGCCCCUCCGCCCCCCACCCUCAGCCAACGUGAAGGCCAGGAAGGGAGGUCCCCGCGUGGUUGAGUCCCUGUGGCGGUCACUGAGCAGUGUGUCCAUGAAGGCUGUGGGCAGCGCGGUGUCCUCCUGGUGGCACACUAUCACACCUCUCAUCACCUUCUCCCAGCCCCUAGCCAGUGCUGAAGAAACUCCAAUCACCUUCACGCUUCCUGUGUCUACAGAGGACCGAGCCUGCAGCCAGACCUUCAUCACAGAGGACACACUGUGCAGCUACACACGGCCACCGUGUGGAGGUGUGACAACCUAUACACAGCCCCUAGAGUGGCAGGGAAAGUCGGCCUCAUACACAAAGCCAUCUACUGAUGAUGCAGUCGAGACCUACAGUGAUCCCCUAGAAUAUCCCAUCAAUAACAUCACUCACAUCUCGCCACUCCCUCAAGUUGAAACACACAGCUCGUCUGCCAGAGAAGGCUUCACGAGUUCUGUUCAGCCUUUGCUCAGUACCGAGAUUCAGAUAUCCACUGCACAUUCCCUCAAGAGCAGGGAUGAUGAUGAUGAUGAUGAUGAUGAUGAUGAUGACUUUCAAGCAACAUUCAAUAGUUCAAGUGAUGACACUCAAAUGUCAUGCAUGGCCAAGCAAUACACAAGCAACAAAACUGACCAAGCUUCUCAAAUAGUACCAAUAAAUGGCAUCAGAUCUCCCUUGGAAACAGAGGUCCAACAGAAAGUACCCUCUACAGAAUGUACCAAUAUUUCCCCAAGUCCUGAGGUCCAACCAAUAUGUAAUACUGGGAUCAAACGCUGUUGUUGCUCUACAGAGAGUACCAAAGAAAGCCAACAACAGCAUAUAGUCUGCCUUGAUGGUCAGUUCCAGCACACUACAUGUAUUGCCAAACAAGGAAGACAAGUCUUGGUUCUGUCUCAACACCUUCCUGAGGUGACCACCAUUAUGCAACUAUCACACAGCACACAGGCCAUGCUCAGAGCAGAGCAACAACUCCUCCCCAAGCCAGCAACAGCUUCUCCCUACACGCUGGUCUCCCUCACUGCACCAUUGGCUCACCCACAUCAACCCCUGACUGCCUGCUCUGGAGCCUGGCAACUGGAGGCCAUACUGCCUAGCAUAUCUCAUCCAGAUGCUCCAUUAUCACUUACAGGAUUCACCGAAUGCAUUCAAUUCAAAUCUUCUCUUACUCAACUUUCAAAAGACAUACCACAUCCUCCUCUGCUACAGGGGAAAGUAGGUCUGUUCAUGACACACAUUCAAGCAAUGCUUGAAGCUCAAACAAUUGGUCAUCUUGAUGAGGGUACAAUCACACUUAUCAAGAGCCUUGUUCAAUUUACACCAUGGAUUGAACAACUGGUAAAACCAGGAAGACAGGAAACAAAAGCUGUGUUACCUUUUAUACAACUUCAACCAUAUGCUGAAAAGAAACUUAAAUCAUUUGGCUACACCAAGUCAGAACAAGGAAAAUCACCUUGUAGAGCUGUAUGGUCAGUAGAUAGCAUGAAAAUAAUGGACUGUGAAAAGAAAAGCUUCAAUCUGGCAACACUGAUCCAAGCAGCUUCCAACAAUAGUGACACAACAGCUACACAGGGGCCUGAGGAGGCAUCAGAGAAGAAAGAGGGACGGUUUGUGUUGGGCAAGGGUGGAUUUGCAAAAUGUUACGAAUUAACAGACUUGGACUCAAAGGAGGUGUUUGCUGGGAAGAUUGUGUCCAAAUCUCUACUUGUGAAACAACAUCAAAAAGACAAGAUGGCACAGGAGAUAGCAAUUCACAGAGAACUGAACCAUCGUCAUGUUGUACAGUUUCGAUCAUUCUUUGAAGAUUCUGAUAAUGUCUACAUAGUACUGGAACUUUGUCGAAGAAGGUCACUGAUGGAAUUGCACAAGAGGAGGAAAGCCAUCACAGAGCCAGAGGCUCGGUACUUUGUGAAGCAGGUGGUCACUGCUUGUCAGUACCUCCAUCACAAUAAGGUUAUACACAGGGAUCUCAAGUUAGGCAACCUCUUCAUCAAUGACGAGAUGGAGAUCAAGAUCGGUGAUUUUGGUCUGGCCACUAAAGUAGGCUAUGAUGGAGAGAGGAAAAGAACACUGUGUGGAACACCUAACUACAUUGCACCAGAGGUUCUGUGUAAGAAAGGCCACAGUUUUGAGGUGGACAUCUGGUCACUGGGCUGUAUUCUAUACACAUUGCUGGUAGGCAAGCCCCCAUUUGAGACCUCGUGUCUCAGAGAUACAUACAUGAAAAUCAAGAAGAAUGAGUACAACAUCCCGUCCCGUGUGAGUCUCCCGGCGCGGAACCUGAUCGGCAAGAUGCUGAAGGCCGACCCCACAGACAGACCCACGAUUGACCAGAUCAUGGAGGAAGAGUUCUUCUCCUCGGGCUACCUCCCCAACAAUCUGCCCACCAGUUGCCUCACUAUGGCUCCUCGGUUUGAUACGCUCUACAAGUCAGAAGGUCUUCAUCGUAAACCUCUCCUGGAGAUUAAUGAUAUGCGUGCUCAGUCAGCAGACCCUACAAAGAGGGAAAUGGAGAAGAAAGAGAGUGACAAGGCACAAGCAAGAUGUGGCAGUGAGUCUCAGGACAACUGGUUGACUGACUUGUGUGGACAGUUGUCAGCUGUCGUGGCAGCUAAACCAGGGGAGAAGAUCUGUAUACAGGACGAUGAUGCUAUUGAUCCUGCAUGCAUCCCUAUCUACUGGGUGAGCAAGUGGGUGGACUACUCAGACAAGUAUGGCCUCGGCUACCAGCUUUGUGAUAACAGUGUAGGAGUACUCUUCAAUGACUCAACUCGACUUAUACUACUGGCUAAUGGAGAGAACACACAGUACAUUGAGAGAGAUGGCACAGAACACUACCACACUCUGAGGGCAUUCCCCGAGAAUCUCACCAAGAAAGUGACACUGCUGAAGUACUUCAGGAACUACAUGAAUGAACACCUCCUCAAGGCUGGAGCCAACAUGACUCCCCGAGAGUCGGACCAGAUUGCUCGCCUGCCAUUCUUGCGAACAUGGUUCAGGACAAGGAGUGCCAUGGUUUUGCAGCUGAGCAAUGGAACUGUACAGAUCAAUUUUUUCUCUGACCACACCAAGAUCAUUCUGUGCCCUCUGAUGGCAGCUGUGACAUACAUUGAUGAAAAGAGAGACACUACCACAUUCAGACUAAAUCUAAUUGAGAAGUUUGGAUGCUCAAAAGAACUAAGUGGGCGCUUGCGUUAUGCUCGCUCUAUGGUGGAAAGGCUACUCACAACCAAAUCAGGCUCAGUUCGAGGCAGAUCAGCAGCAUCUUAGACAUGAGACAGUGUUCAGUCCUUGACUGAGUGACUCGAUAUCGUCGUGACCAAGCUCCAGUCCCACCAUGCAAUGCAGCAUUCCUGCAGCAGUGAAGCACAUUGAUAUUGUUGCUCUGCACAGGGUACGAGUUGACAUCGCAUGUACUACACCAGGAGAUCAACUUUGCUUGCUUAUCAAAUAGGAGUCUCAAUGUGGAUCUGGGUUACUGUUAUUGCAGAGUAAUGUCAUAUGUCAGUUUAAGUGCUUUAGUCACAUGUGCAUUACAGAAAGUGCUGGAAUAUUUGGUCGAUUCGUAGACAUCUCCUUAUGGAUUCUUAUCAACAUGUGAGAAAAGAGAAAAAAUAUUUUUGAUGGUUUUUGUUUUGGGUAUUUUUUCUUUUACAUAGGUUUUGUGUAAUACUUUGUGCUUUCUUAUAGAAACCUAUUUCUGUCGCUGAAGGUCGUAUGUGAAAAAGUAACUGGUCAAUACAUCUGUACAUUGUCUUCCAUGAAGAAGGGGCAUUAUUUCUGUCUGUCCCAGUCAACAUUUGUGUCCAAAUAUUACAUAUUCUAUGACAUGCAUCCACUACAUUGCAUACAAACAUGACAUAAAUAGGCCCCUUGCAGUCAAGGUGUACAGAGCACCUGUAGGUAGCCCUUUUAGCUAUGUAAGCACAUAGAUAUCUCUAACAUCUUGUUUUUUUGCAUGGGACUGUGAUAAGCCAAUAGGAUUUGUGAUGCCCUAACCAAUCAAUCACUUCAUAACAUGCCGUUUUUGGUAAUCUUUUGUAAAUAGUAUUCCCGACACCUGGGCAAGUGAUAUCUAGCUGCCUUGUGUCACCAGUCUGUACAAACCAUUUAUCAUCAUGAUAACUUAUCAAGUAAAUUGCCGCAGUGGUGAAAUGUUUUGUGUUCUUUGCCCGUGAUGUGGUCUCAGGGUCAGCCAUGCUUGUGGUAGCCGUGAAGAUGGUGUGUAAGAACUGGUGACCAUGUUUAUUGUAAAAUGAAUUUUCAGGACAAAUGCCAGGAAAACUUGUAUUGGAUUGUAACAUAGUUCAGAUUUUCAUCACUGUGGUGUUACGACGUGUGGUUGUGCUAUUCCUGAAGAAAAUAAAUCAUUGCACAUGACCUCAUGUUCAGAAUAAAUCUGUUACAAUGUU